Messenger RNA from Stomoxys calcitrans (stable fly), 1059 nucleotides. RefSeq names its product glycine N-methyltransferase. The transcript is spliced from 4 exons. NCBI's taxonomy places the organism in Eukaryota, Metazoa, Arthropoda, Insecta, Diptera, Muscidae. Gene Ontology annotation, molecular function: identical protein binding; glycine N-methyltransferase activity; S-adenosyl-L-methionine binding. The record is from RefSeq and is a predicted model, not a curated record. Gene Ontology annotation, biological process: protein homotetramerization; regulation of gluconeogenesis; one-carbon metabolic process. Gene Ontology annotation, cellular component: cytosol. The coding region runs from base 67 to 939 and encodes 290 amino acids.
UGUGCGAGUUUAGUUUGGCCUUUCACAUCGUUUGACAAAGUACAAGCACAUCGUUGCUCUCCCAAUAUGACUGCCGCUUCAGCCGAUAGUGUUUUUGUAACCCGUUCAGAGGGUAUAUCCGCCGAGGGUGUGCGGGAUCAGUAUGCGGAUGGUAAAGCCGCCAAGGUGUGGGAGAUCUUCAUUGGCGACAAAAAUUCCCGCACCGACAAUUACAAGAAGUUUCUCAUCAAUUUGCUGAGGGCCAAGAACUGCAAACGCAUUCUGGAUGUAGCCUGUGGAACGGGUGUUGACUCUAUUAUGUUGCUGGAGGAGGGCUUCGAAGUUGUCUCCGUUGAUGCCUCCGAUAAAAUGUUGAAAUAUGCCUUGAAAGAGCGCUGGAAUCGCCGCAAGGAGCCUGCUUUUGACAGAUGGAUCAUUGAAGAAGCCAACUGGCUAACACUGUACGAUGAUAUCAAAGACGUUGUCAAGGGCGGAUUUGAUGCCGUCUUAUGCCUGGGAAAUUCUUUCGCCCAUUUGAUGGAUUCCAGCCCCCAGCAAUUAGAACACAAAAAGGCCAUUAGGAAUUUCGAAAUGUGUUUGAGACCAGGUGGUAUGUUACUGAUUGAUCAUCGCAACUACGACAACAUUUUGGAGACUGGUUCAACACCUGCCAAGAGUUUGUACUACAAUACAAGCCACACCGCUGAUAUAAAAACAUCCGUUUUAUUCUACUGCGGCAAGCCGGCCAUGGUCACAAUGGACUAUCAAAUCGAGGCUAAUAACUUAAAGAGCGAGUUCCGUUUGUCCUAUUAUCCUCAUGCGCUUAAUCAGUUUUCCAAUAUUCUGAAGGAGAUUUUCGGUGCUAAGGCGGAACAUCAACUUUUUGGAGACUUCAAGGAUUUGAGUGUUGUCAAAAAUCCGGCCUUCUACAUCCACUUAAUCCAAAAACCUUUGAAUUAAUGUAUAGUUUUAGUUGUUGUAAGACAUCUCCAUACAAACUAAAAAUCCUUGACCUUUUUUCCCACGACUUAUAACACUUUUAAUAACGAUUACAAUGAAAAGAAAAAAAACAAUUCAUAA